AGAGACAUGACUACAUUUCGCGAUAAGCCAAGCUAACAACAACACCUGAAGCUGAUUAUUGUGUAUUGACAUUUGACGUUUAGGCUAAAUCUGUUGGCCAUUUGUGGACUUCGUAAUGAUCUAUUGAUAAUUCGAUAAUUCUUGUUCCUUUGUACGUUCGAGACGCUUGAAUAAGAACAGUGGGCAGAAACCAUGUAAUGUGAACAAUGUGUCAAGACUGCGUCAAAGAGGAAUAUCCAGACAGGGGGACUUUGUGUCUUGAUUCUGGAGCAUACCUAGCAAAUUUGCAAGGCUGCACUGGUUGUGGUCACAAAGACACACUCAAAUCCAUCAAUAGGUCUACAAUAAAUCCUGAAGACACAUCACAAGAGGUUAUUGAAUUUGAUCAUGUUUGCAGUAAUUGUAAUCAUGUGAUUGCUACCCAUGAUCAUCAUUUUUGGGUCGAGGAGGACUACCAGUAUUAUGAAAUGAGCUGCAUGCUUUGUGGUAAUGCAGAGGACACACGGUCCUGUUAUCCAGAUGAUCCUCGGAUGGAUGCUGUCCUGUUUUGAGAUUGGAGGAUGUGUUUUUCCUUGAAGAUGUAGACAAUAAAAAGAAAUAAAAUUUGAAGCAGGAA
This is a messenger RNA of Macrobrachium nipponense, 616 nucleotides long. RefSeq names its product protein Churchill-like. Lineage: Eukaryota; Metazoa; Arthropoda; Malacostraca; Decapoda; Palaemonidae. Bases 207 to 551 code for a protein of 114 amino acids. The transcript is spliced from 4 exons. Gene Ontology annotation, molecular function: zinc ion binding. Gene Ontology annotation, biological process: multicellular organism development; positive regulation of DNA-templated transcription; fibroblast growth factor receptor signaling pathway. The record is from RefSeq and is a predicted model, not a curated record.